Messenger RNA from Soboliphyme baturini, 351 nucleotides. The record is from the annotation of a GenBank genome assembly. Lineage: Eukaryota; Metazoa; Nematoda; Enoplea; Dioctophymatida; Soboliphymatidae.
AUGAGUCGCCUACUGACUAACGUUUGCACAUUGACGUUGCUGUGCUUCUCGCUCGCCACGUUGCUCGUCUUACUGCCGUGCCUUCGCCAGACUGCUAAAAAGGAUCAGUCCGUUGGGCCAGCUCGCCUCCGGAGAUCCGUUGCGCGGAAUGAGGUGUCCCCUGACCCGUCUCUUCAGACGGUGCUCGUUCUCCAGAAGGACGGUCCCGACGUUGACCUCGGCCAAGGCACUACGGCACUUGGCAAGAACGUGUUCAUUACCGUUAAGACCACUGCCAAAUUCCAUAAGACCAGAGUGCGCGACAUCCUGGACACCUGGUUCCGUUUAGCUCCGGACAAGGUAUGUAAGUAG